AUGGGUUCCAUUCCUCGCGAAGAGACUCAGGUCGACCUGACCAUUAUCGGCGGUGGACCGACGGGUCUUCUCACUGGAUACCUGGCUGAAUCGUUGGGUGCAACCGUCUGCAUUAUUGACACCAAGGAAGGACCUUUGCAGCUCGGCAGAGCCGAUGCUAUGAACGCUCGCACUCAGCAGGUUCUCGAGGUCGUUGGUGUUCUCGAUGAGCUUAUUCCCCAUGGCAUCACCUGCAACACAAGUUCAACCUUCGCAGAGGGUGACUUCAAGUCUCGCCAAAGCCAUUGGUGGACUGGUCUUGAACACUGCUUCCGCAAGAACUUCUUGAUGCUCGGCCAGCCCGUCAUCGAGCAGGUGCUUGCCGAGAGACUCAAGACGAAGGUUUCUUACGGAGAGACCGUUUCAUCCAUUACUGAGGACAAAUCUGGCGUCACCGUUACCACAAGCAAGGGUCGCACUAUCCGCAGCAAAUACGCAGUGGGAGCCGACGGAGCCCGCUCCACCGUCAGGAACGCCCUGAACAUCAGCUUUACUGGCACGAAGCCGGAGAUGGUCUGGGCCGUCCUCGACACCUUCAUUGACACUGAUUUCCCGGUCUGCUCCGAGAUCAUUACCUUCCAGCUCAACGGCCAAAGCCGAGUAUCAUGGAUCCCCAGAGAACGCAACAUGGCCCGUUUCUACAUCCUCCUGGAUGGCGAGAUCACGCAAGAGAAGGCGGAGAACUCGAUCCGGGAGCACAUGGCUCCUCACAGGAUCGACUUCAAGGAGACCGAGUGGUUCAGCACGUUUGAUGUGAAGGAGCGCAUUGCAGGAACCUUCGUUUCCCAGAACGGCGACGGGCGCAUCAUCUUGGCGGGUGAUGCGGCCCAUGUCCACUCGGUGAACGGCGGCCAGGGUCUCAACACCGGUGUAGCUGACUCGUUCGCCCUGGCGUGGAGGCUGGCGGAGGUGCUCACCAACGACAAGCUCAGCCAGGCUUCCGUCGAGAAGCUGAUCAAGAGCUACGACAUCGAGCGGCGCACCGUUGCCCAGAACGUCAUCGACGUCGCCGCGGCCCUGGUCAGAGACACCGUCCACACGGCCAAGCAGUACGUCUCCACAAUCGAGAAGAACGCUGGGUACAUCACAGGAAUGGGCGUGUCUUACGACGGCACCGGCUCGCCCUUGGUCCAAGGAUCCACGCAAGGCAUCUGGACUCCUGGACGGAGGUGCCCGGAUGUCUACCUCACGCCCUCGUCCGAACAAGAACCGAAGCGCCUGUAUGAUCUCCUCGCUGGCAAGUACGGCAAGCAUGUGGUCUUGAAGAUUGGGCGGCAGGAGACCGACGGACCCGCCCCGGCAGAUGGUCUGAAGGACGUGGCCAGAUUCUUCAGGGUCACUCCCCACAAUGCGGAGACUCGUACCACGAGCAUUGAAGACUCUUCAUCUCUGUUUUCAGCCGAGUGGGUUGGAAGCGAUGACGAGUUCGUCGUCGUUGUCAGGCCAGACAUGUACAUUGGCUACGCCGGCCAGGGCGAAGGGUGGAAGGAAUACCUCUCCUACUUGACUCAGUAA
Molecule: messenger RNA, 1554 nt
Organism: Colletotrichum karsti
Lineage: Eukaryota; Fungi; Ascomycota; Sordariomycetes; Glomerellales; Glomerellaceae
Product: FAD binding domain-containing protein
Exons: 6
Coding region: 1-1554 (517 amino acids)
Molecular function (GO): FAD binding
Source: RefSeq, a predicted model, not a curated record